Messenger RNA from Cyclopterus lumpus (lumpfish), 1494 nucleotides. RefSeq names its product collagenase 3-like. Gene Ontology annotation, molecular function: metalloendopeptidase activity; zinc ion binding. The record is from RefSeq and is a predicted model, not a curated record. Lineage: Eukaryota; Metazoa; Chordata; Actinopteri; Perciformes; Cyclopteridae. Gene Ontology annotation, cellular component: extracellular matrix. The transcript is spliced from 11 exons. Gene Ontology annotation, biological process: collagen catabolic process; extracellular matrix organization; proteolysis. Bases 1 to 1494 code for a protein of 497 amino acids.
AUGUCUCUUAUUGAUUUUUGCAUUGUGCUGCUGGGUUGUUUAGCACUUAGUCGUGCAGCACCUACCAUCACUCCAACAGUAUCACCAGAGGACCAAAACCUGGCGGAGGGAUACCUCUCUCAGUUCUACGCGGAUGUUGGGGUGACAAACUCCUCGGUGCAUAGAAUGGUUAAGACCUCCUUCAGACAGGAUCUACAGACCAUGCAGGCUUUCUUUGGCCUCGAGGUGACCGGUGUGUUGGAUAAUGAGACUGUGGAGGCGAUGAAGGCCCCGAGGUGCGGCGUGUCAGACAUCAGCCGAUACGGACACUUCGAUGGGAAACCCAGAUGGAAGAAAAGGCUGCUUACAUACAGGAUCACUCAGUACACUCAAGAUCUGACCCAGAGUCAGGUGGAUGCCAUCAUUGCUCAGGCCUUCCAGCUCUACAGCGACGUCAUCCCUCUGGAUUUCAAACAGGUCAACAGCGGUACUGCGGACAUCAUGAUCCUCUUCAAGGGUGGAUAUCACGGGGACUUUUACCCUUUUGAUGGGGCGGGUGGAGUCUUGGCUCAUGCCAACUCUCCCGGAUGGGGUCAGGGAGGGGACACACACUUUGAUGAUGAUGAAAGGUGGACUUUUACCCAAAGAGGUGUGAAUCUGCUGCUGGUGGCGGCCCAUGAGUUUGGCCACGCUUUGGGCCUGGAUCACUCCCGGGACAGAGGUGCAUUAAUGUAUCCCACUUAUCGAUACGUCAACACAAACGGAUACAGGCUGCCAGACGAUGACAAGCAUGGGGUUCAAGCCCUUUAUGGCAGCCGUACAACCGUGCCCACGACAGCACCAAAACCUGAACCACCUCCUGGCCCAGACCCUGGACCAGAACCAGAAGAACCAACAGAGGAUCCAAACCCAGACCCUCUGCCCAACCCACGAGGUGAGCAGUGCAGCCGCGGUCUGGUGUUCGACGCCGCUACCUCCAUCAGGCGAGACCUGUUCUUCUUCAAAAACGGAUACUAUUGGAGGAAGAGUACGACUGCCACAGGAAUCCGUUUCACGAAAGUGAACACAAAAUGGUCACAAAUCAACUACGUCGAUGCUGCCUUUGAAGUGCCAUCCAAGGAUGUGGUGUAUCUUUUUGAAGGUCGUCAAUACUGGGGCAUAAGGGCUUAUGCAAAAACAGUCAUUUCAGGUUUUCCAAAGUCUCUCACCAACCUCGGCCUCCCCUCUUCAGUCAGUAAGGUGGAUGCAGCCGUCUAUGUGCCAACUACCAGAAAAACAUUAAUUUUUGUGAACAACCAGUAUUGGAGCUAUGACCAGGGCAGAAACCAAAUGGACGUUGGAUAUCCACGAUACAUCACUCAGGAUUUCCCUGGCAUCGGCUCCAAAGUAGAUGCGGCCUUUGAGAACUAUGGGUACCUAUAUUUCUCAGAUGGCCCCAGACAGAGUGAGUACUACCUGCCGUACAGGAGAGUGAUGCGUGUACUGCUCAACUACGGCUGGCUCAACUGUUACUGA